AUGUCUUAAAAGAGCGGGAGGAGUAUAAGUAAGAUUCCCGAUGAAACUGAAGAGGAGCAUUACUCUAGUGAAUAAUUGGACUCUUAAUAGGAAGUUGAUAGUGAGAGCCAUAAAUCUGAAGAUAGUUUAAGUGAAUAAAGUAAGUCAGAGGAUUCUUUUGAAUCAAAAUCAAGUGAGUCAAUCGAAGAAAAUACUAAUCAAGAUUAAAGUGAUUAAGAAUAAGACGAAGAUGAUCAAAUCGAUGAAAAUGAUGAAUUAGAUUAGCAUUCUUAGUCGUAAUAGAAUGAUGACUAUGAAUGCGAUGAAGAGGGAAGGCCUAAAGGAGUAUCAAAGUUGUUUAAUUUAAUAAAAGAAGAUUUAGGCGAAACUCAAAGUGAAAGCUUUAAACUAUUCUACGAUUUAAUGUCCAAUUAAAUCAAGUAUUGUUUGCAAAAUUACAUAGAAAAUGAUGAUGAAGAUGAAGGCUAAGAACAAAAUACUAGUCAAAAUUAAUUAGAAGAGAGCAAACUUGAAAAAAAGAAAGACAAUAAUAGCAAGCCAAUAAUCAGUCCUAUUGUGCUUGCAAACCUUUUAUAACAAUAAAAAUCACUGAUACUUAACGUAGUUGAUCAGUAAAAAGACAGGCUAAUUAAUGAAUCUAAAUAGCAAAAGAAUUAACUUAUUUAAUAAUCUCAAGACACUUUAAGUUUUAAAAACAUUUAGGCUUCAUCUUCCCACUAGGUAGUAGAGGAAAGGAAAAUUAAAUUAAAAUUAAAACCUAGAAACUAGUAAACGAAAUAGCAUAUGAUUAAUAAAAACAAAAAUCAUUUGAUAAUGAUAAAUACAAUGAAUACUAAAGAGUUGAAAGUAAUACUAGAGUACUUAGCUGAUAAAUAAUGCGAAUUGCCAAUAAACAAGGUUCUACUUAGAACAAGCAGCAGAAAGUUUACUGUUGAGCAAUAAAAUCUUAAGAUAUAGGAACUUAUUAAAAACGAAAAGCCUAUAGAGUAGAAGGAGAGUGAGCCUGCUGUGUAUUAAAUCAUGUAUGAUAUCAUAGAUAAUACCAAAGGGAAAAAUGUAGGGUAAAAGCGUUUUUUUAAAGAAAAUCAAAUUAGUUUGAUCAAUACGAAGUAGGAUGGCAAAAGAGGAUUUUAGGAUUUGAGCAAAAUGAGUGCUUUAUCAGAUGAUGAAGAUGAGGACCUUAAUGAUGAAGAUUUAAUCUCUAUGUUCACAGAAGUAUUCUCAAUAAUUCUUCUCAAUAAAAGAAAAAAAUUUUUGAAGCUAAAGCAUUUAGACAAAGAUGCAAGACUACCUCAUCCAAGCAGUUUAUUGUCUAAAAGUAAGAAAAACAACAGUGAAUAUGAAUCAAGAUCCAAACGAAGAGAGGUCAAGCAAUAAAUGAAGUCUGAAAAUGAAAAGGCAUUCCAGACUAAAGACAAUAGGUUAUCAGAGUAAAUAUCAUUUGGUAUGAAUAGCUCUAAGGGAGGAUACAACUUACCAUUCACGCAAGAAAAGCAAGUUAAUAAUCCUGAAGACUCCUAAUUUGAAUUAUUUGAAACUAAUCCCUACUUUCAUCAGUUAAUGAAACAAAGGAAUAUAAACUAGUAGUAAAAUCAAGCAGAUAUCUCAACUUUGCUAGUUAAAGUCACUGGCAAGCUUUUGAAUCUAAGUUUCAAUGAAAUUCAGAUUCCCGCCCCUGAACCUCAAGCCUCAGGAAAAGAGAAAGAACCCAAAACCAAUGCAGGAGAUAAACUAAGAGCAAAGUCUUAGACUGGCAAAUUCCCAAUUCUAGAGACUCCUGAGGGCUUUACCAUCUUUGAAGGCUUGACUAUUGCUAAGUAUUUAGCAAGACAAAGACCAUCAUUCUAUGGUGAUAGCAAUUUGUAAACUGCCUUAAUCGACUAAUGGGUAGAUUAUGUAAGCUCAUCAAUAGCACCAUAAUCUCAGUAAAUUCAAAAUUAAGUAUUCGGCUUGGUCGAUGCUGAUCCAAAGUCAUUCAGCUUAGAAUUAAACUCUUUCAAAAAGAACUUGCAAGUAUUUGAAAGUCAUCUUAAGCUGAGAAAUUUCUUAGUUGGCUAUCAGAUGACUCUAGCUGAUGUUGCCUUAGUUGCAAAUCUUAUUGUGCCACUCCAAACGGUUCUUGACGCAACCUUCAGAAAAGAGAGUAUUCCAAAUCUUAGUAGAUAUUGCUCAAUCAUUCUUGAGAAUCCUACUUUUGUGUCAGUCUUUGGUAGAGUUCACUUUAGCAAGAAGCCAAUAAACCCAAAGUUCGAUUUCUCCAAACAAUAAGAAAAGAAACCUCAACCAUAAAAGCAAGAGAAACCAAAAGAAGAGAAGCCAAAAAUUGAGGCUAAGGAUGAGAAAAAGGAGAAAGAACCAUCAUGGGAGGAUAAACUUCCUCAAUCCACUUUCGAUCUUUUCAAUUACAAGACUUUGAUUGUCAAUGCUGAGGACAAGAGAGAAGCUCUUUAAUAAUUAUGGUCCUAAUGGGAUGACAAUGCUUUUUCAAUCUGGUUUAUACACUAUCAAAAAUACGAUGGAGAGGGUGUAUAGCUUCAUGUUACAAACAAUCUUAUGAACGGUUUCAUGCAAAGAAUCGAUGAUAAGUUGCGUAAGCAUGCUUUAGGUGUGAUUGGUGUUUACGGAGAGGAGCCAUCACUAGAAAUUAUGGGAGUCUUAAUGUGGAGAGGCACUGGUAUCCCACUUCCAAUGGAGGAACACCCACAAUUCGAAUAUUACAACAAGAGAAGAUUAGAUAUUCAAGGUAGCGAUGCUGAUAAGAAGCUUGUUGAAUCUUUCUGGGUUAGCAAAGAAGAGGGAACUUUAGAGGUAGAUGGAAAGCAGCUCAAGGUUCAAACUAAGAAGCUCUACAAAUGA
Molecule: messenger RNA, 2856 nt
Organism: Stylonychia lemnae
Lineage: Eukaryota; Ciliophora; Spirotrichea; Sporadotrichida; Oxytrichidae
Source: the annotation of a GenBank genome assembly